This is a messenger RNA of Acipenser ruthenus (sterlet), 2083 nucleotides long. Its product is annotated as dendritic cell-specific transmembrane protein. Lineage: Eukaryota; Metazoa; Chordata; Actinopteri; Acipenseriformes; Acipenseridae. Gene Ontology annotation, cellular component: membrane. Bases 74 to 1522 code for a protein of 482 amino acids. The transcript has 4 exons. The record is from RefSeq and is a predicted model, not a curated record.
CCCCAUUCGUCAUCAGUUCUUAGUAGGACGAUUAAACUGAAAGCUUUAUCAGUUUGUCUCUGAAACAGUGACCAUGCCACUAAGAAUAGCUGUGGCUCAGGCUUGGGCCGUCGCCUUGGAGCUGUACACCACAAACACCAUGCCUGGCUGGAGGAACAAAUUGUGUCUCUUUGUCCUUUGUUUCUUCUUGGGUCUGGUUUUUGGUGGCCUCCUCUUUUUGGGAUUGCAUCUGUCAUUAGGGUACACUUCUCUUGUGUCCUUAUACAUUGCAUCUGCCAUGACAGUAUUAGUGACUGCCAUUUUGUUUUUUUUUAAACGAGUAAGGUGCUUCAGUAUGCUUUUCCUUGUUUCCUGUGGAAUGCAGCAAGGUAGAAAUAUCCUCAUCACAGCCGGGACAGGCGUAGUGAUUUUAUCGAAUGUCAGAAACACCUUCAACAACCUUAAUGGCCUGGCUAAGAGUAUAAUAUGCAACCAGGAAGCAAAGAAAUUAUCCAUUGAAACUACUCCUAUUGACAAAUAUGUUGGAGUGAUUAAAUGGAUUUACGAUCAAACAAAAGUGUUUAGUAAUCUGUUGGACCUUGUUACGUUUACACCUGAGUUUCAUAUCGACCAUAAAAUUUCUACACACAACUUGAAUGAAAAACUACAAAAAGCUGAGCAGCAGUUAAAAGAGGUUUCUGAAAAUGUAUCUCAAAUAAUGGACAGAGUGUCCUCCAUCGCUCAAAAGAUUCUACCAGCGCUGGGUGUUUUGUUAGUUCUGAUCGGCACAGUGUUUUACAUCCGAAAAUACUACUUCAGUAAGACGUUUGAGAACACAUUCAUCACACCGCGGUUUAUCCGGUUUGAUAAGAAACAAAAGGCAGAUGGAAAGCCCCACAUCCUUCCACUCACCAAGAAGGAGAGAAAAAAGUAUGUCACCAUUCCCUCGCCCCGCUUAUCGGUCAACGAAGGGAAGCACAUGGGGAUGUUUCUCAUUCCUGUUCUAACUCACACUUUUGCCUGGGCUUUUUUCAUGGGGGUUGAUGCUCUUCUCUACUGGCUGAUUUUAACAAUAAGCAAACACCUCGAGGGCGUGCCUCCAAUUAUGGUUGCUUUGAGGAUGUCAAUAGAUAAGGAAAACCGAGUAUUUGGUAUCAUUCCUGAAGCUUCCAGUUAUCAGAGUGAGGAUUUCUCAUACAAUGUGACUUUGUUUGAAAAAAAAUGUAUCCCAAAACCAACGCUUUUAAUCCAGAAGUCAUUAGUCCCACUCAUUUCAAUAAUUCUCAUUUUAAUGCUGCUCGGGUUGAUGUCUGCCAAGUUAAUGGAGCUGAAACUACUGGUGGUAUCAUCAUUUUACCCUGGCAAUGAAGAUGAGCGCAUUGAAUACUUGCAUGCCAAAAUACUCAAGAAAAGAUCCAAAAAGAAGUUGAAACCUCUUAAAAGCAGAUUGAUUGUUUUCGCCAAAAAGCUGGAUUUCUGGUUUCCUGUUUUCUCCUUCUUUCGGAAGCAAAAGGAUGGCAGGAACACAUUGGAAUUAGACUGACUUAAUUACACUUUUCAGCAUUCAUGAAAGAAAACAAGGCUUUUGAGGGUGUGAUGAUUUGAAGAGCAUUACUGCUGUUCCUUAGCAACAUAUUCGUAUUAUUAUUACAGGAAAGCUUGACAUAGAAUUAUAUUUUACAUAUGCAAUCUGCCUGUCAUUAAUCAUCUGAUAGUUAAGUUAUUUGAGUAAUACAUUUUCUAUUUUGUAUGUCAAAGUACAGUAUGCAGAAGCAUGUAUGUCAAGAAUAUUUUUUAUAUGGUACUAAUGCUUCAUUAUUUCUAUAUGUAUGGCUUCUGCAGCUAUUUGUACAGAGGUGUAAAGAAAUGUUUAAGCAGUUACUUUUGAAAAUGCAAUCAACAUGCAGGGAAGUUGCUGGUCAUAGACCUAUAUUAACUGCAUAAUCUAUCAGAUAUAUAUUAACUGCAUAAUCUGUCAGAUACUCAAUAGCAAAGAAUUACAGACCAAAAUGUCUAUCGGUUCUGUAAAAUUAGGAUUGUCCUGCAUUAAUAAAAUUAAUAAAAGUAAUUAUUAAAAAUGUAUGCUUUUAAAAUUAAUAUUUAA